UUUGGCCGGACUGAGGUCAUCGACAACACCCUGAACCCCGAUUUCCUGCGCAAGUUCGUCCUCGAUUACUUCUUCGAGGAGAAGCAGAACCUGCGCUUCGACCUNNNNGAUGGGGACCCCAAGAGCCCCGCCCUCUCCAAACACGAUUUCCUGGGCCAGGCCUUCUGCACCCUGGGCGAGAUCGUGGGCUCGGCCGGCAGCCGCCUGGAGAAGCCCCUGAUUGGCAUCCCCGGGAAGAAGUGCGGCACCAUCAUCCUCCUCGCCGAGGAGCUGGGCAACUGCCGGGACGUGGCCACGCUGCAGUUCUGCGCCAACAAGCUGGACAAGAAGGAUUUCUUCGGCAAAUCCGACCCCUUCCUCGUUUUCUACCGCAGCAACGAGGACGGGACCUUCACCAUCUGCCACAAGACGGAGGUGGUGAGGAACACCCUGAACCCGGUGUGGCAGGCGUUCACCAUCCCGGUGCGCGCCCUCUGCAACGGCGACUACGACCGAACCAUCAAGGUGGAGGUGUACGACUGGGACCGCGAUGGCAGCCACGACUUCAUCGGGGAGUUCACCACCAGCUACCGGGA
Messenger RNA from Mesitornis unicolor (brown roatelo), 575 nucleotides. RefSeq names its product copine-8-like. Gene Ontology annotation, molecular function: calcium-dependent phospholipid binding. Gene Ontology annotation, biological process: cellular response to calcium ion. NCBI's taxonomy places the organism in Eukaryota, Metazoa, Chordata, Aves, Mesitornithiformes, Mesitornithidae. The transcript is spliced from 8 exons. Gene Ontology annotation, cellular component: plasma membrane. The record is from RefSeq and is a predicted model, not a curated record. The annotation marks the transcript as partial.